This is a messenger RNA of Nomia melanderi (Alkali bee), 3161 nucleotides long. RefSeq names its product RAS oncogene family member Rab27 (gene Rab27). NCBI's taxonomy places the organism in Eukaryota, Metazoa, Arthropoda, Insecta, Hymenoptera, Halictidae. The record is from RefSeq and is a predicted model, not a curated record. Gene Ontology annotation, molecular function: GTP binding; GTPase activity.
UGAUAAGAACGUCCGACAGUUUGAAUUAUCGAUUCUCGAAAAUGGAAUACGAUUAUUUAAUUAAGUUCUUGGCCCUUGGGAACUCCGGAGUUGGCAAGACGAGUUUGCUUUACCAAUAUACCGAUGGCACGUUUGAGUCUCGUUUUAUGUCUACCGUUGGUAUUGAUUUUAAGGAAAAACGGGUGAUAUACCAGACAGCAAAUGGUAGAACACAGCGUGUGCAUUUGCAGCUGUGGGAUACAGCUGGCCAAGAGCGGUUCAGAAGUUUAACAACUGCAUUUUACCGGGAUUCCAUGGGAUUUCUUUUAAUUUUUGAUCUGACCAAUGAGCUCUCAUUCCUUGAAGUAAGAAAUUGGCUGGAACAACUUAGGACCCACGGAUACUGCGAUGAUCCGGACAUAAUUCUCUGCGGAAAUAAGUCUGAUUUGGAAGACAAGCGGGUCGUCAGCGAAGAGAAGGCACGGGAGUUAGCAGAGAAGCACGGUUUGGUCUACCUGGAAACCAGUGCAGCGACUGGGCAAAACGUGGCGCACGCCGUGGAGGUGCUUCUGGACCGGGUGAUGCGUCGCAUGGAGACCACUGUAGACAAAUCAUUGCUGCCUCAUCAGAAAGUAUUGCGCUGCCACGAGCGCGACACACCACCGCCCAGCACAUCAUGCUACUGCUGACAGUGUCCUUACACGUAGUUGAGCGAACCGUUGCUACCGACAUCAAGAUGAAAAUGUUCGGCGGCUUCAGUGUUCGUUCAGCUAAAGGCAAUUCAACCGAUGAAUCUUAUACUUGAAUCUCCUAGCGUUCGAAGAGUUGAAAAGGGGUACUAAGCUAGAUACCCAUCGUACAUUCAAACGUUUGGGUGCACCAAGUUGAUCAGAUCUGAUUGAAGUCCUAGUAAUUGCCGCGGGCAACGUUCAUUGGUGCAUCAGACGUUUACGAUUGUACGCCGAUCGAAGUUUUCCGGUUUCGUUCUCGAACGAAGCUUAACGAAUUGUUUCGUGCAUUGCACAUCCAUGCGUCGUUCUACUUACGAUGUUCCACGUAUCCACGCACGUACUGUCGUCUUCCAUUGCCGCUUCCCUCUGGUACAGGACUGUUCUUGACGCAUGUUGUCUUUCAUCCUUCGCGGUACCGCGAUUCGCCUGUUACUGUUGGUCGCACAACGUGUUCAAUAUACAUUGUAAUACAUACAUAUUUACAUGCGUAUCGGUCUGACUUCGUUCGCCAAAGAUUGUGAUACGGUGGCUAUGACUCGGGACAGGGUGUCGGUGAUUUUUCGACUAUGUAUCUAACGUGUUGUUGCGCCGAGAGGUAUUUUCAUGCAGAACAAUCGUGUACAAAAAGUAUCGACUAUUUUAUGUACAAUUACAGUUAGCCGAACAGGAUAGUAUUUUGAACGUCCGUUCUUGGAAGCUGUCGGAGGGAAGACUCUUCUUUUGUCAACCGCUUUGUCGAUCAUCCCUUGAUGACAGCUUCAAGCUAGCUUCAGGUUGUGAUGGUUGUUUCACCCUGCGAUGCAACGUGAUCUUCCAAAGCAUCGCGAGGGGGUCACCAAAAACGUCGCGACAGUAUUUUUGAUGCUGUUAUUGUGUCUAAUCGAAGUUCAUACAUCUAGCCGUAAGUGUCCUAUCGUCGGAAAACAAUCAAACUGUGCGGCUCCGUUACCUCUUCACGCGAAACCUGUUUGUACUGUCGUUAUACUGAGUAUUUGAUGAUAUAUAUAUAUAUAUAUAUAUAUAUAUUAAUCGUGGAUACGGUACAGUUACAUGCCGAGGAUCCUACACGUUAUUCAUCUUGACUUUUAUACGUGUGUUGUGUGUUCAAGUCGAAGAAAUGAUUCUAGGAGAGAUUACAGAUGCUGGGAAGUCUAUGUCCAAACUAUACAGUAAAUCUUUUAUCAGAUCUUCUAAUGGAAAAACAUUGUACGUCAAUUGAAAAUCCAUUUUUCAAUUAGCUUCGAGGAAAAUAGAUAUAUCACGGACUUCUACUCCCUAGCAUUUGAACUUCUCGCAUUACGAAGACUAUGUGUUACUUCAUCCAAUUUUUACAAGGUGUUACAGUUUAUCAAGUACAGUUUAUAUAUAUAUAAUUGUUGAGUGUAUACAAAACGAUAUAGUAACUCGCUAGAUGUUUUCUAUCAGAGAUUGAGGUUACGAAAAUGGUGGCACGUCGAGUGGAAUCAACUAUUUCCAACGGGACGCUUCGUUCAGUACAACUAUAAAUCAGGGUAGUUAAAGUUUUCAAUUAAUAUUGUCAUCUGUACCGAGAGAAUCUCUUAAAACUGAUUAAUCUUCCGAACGAAUGGAGACGGUUAUAGCCUCGGCGCAUAUUUAUUUAUAACCAUUUGACAAAAGUAUCUUUAUCGACUAACUGUUGCGCGAUACUGUUCGUGGCUAUGUCUAUGCUUUAAGGAUUAUCGUAAAUCGUUCAGCUGCUGUCUCUUCGUUGUCAAUGAUCAUUAAACAAUCGCGAUUCAGAUGCCAAACACGAUUAAUUCCGGUUACCGUCAUUCAAUAGGAAUUUAGGGGAUGAAGAUACUUAGCUUCGGUUUCUGAAUGUUCUCAGCUCCAUCCCCUCCGCCUAUUUCGAGGCGCGAAAAAUCAUUUUCCCGGACCUGCAGAUGGCAGGUGUUCCUUUCGCAGUUCCUAUUAUUCCUUCCGAGAGGCUCGCGGCCAAAUGCAAACCGAUCGAGCGCCGGCGAGGAGGAAAAGUCUGGAAAAUGGCUCGAGCAUCGGGAAGGGCGAUGAAACUUGGUUUCAUCAAUAACUCGAGCGGGUUGAAAAGUGCAGGCCGCUUGAGCCCGAGUUUCCGCGGGGAAAACUUCCUUUAUGGAAGUUCGAUCGGAGUUUCUGACCACCUCCGCCCGGUUAUUAGCCGGCUAUUUAUACACACCGGUGUUAUUGUUUACGAGUACGUCUGCCUUUAAGCCCGACCAGCGUUAGCUACCCGCGGGCGAAAUUUAUUUUUACUGCGAAACUUCGAUUCUCUCCGAACUAAGGUCUACGAUCAUUGUUCAACAGAAUGACCCUCCGACUGUCGUCGGGCAGCUUUCGCAAACUGUGCCGUACGUUCAGCAUAUUUCUGUAUGUACUUAACACGAUAUCGAGUAAUAAAGAGCAAGAAUUAAAUGUACUCUGCCCUAGCUACCCUUAAUCCUAAUUCUUUGA